CAAGAGGUGGCAGCAGCAGCUGGGUUCAGUGUUGUUGUUUGUUGUGCUCUGCCUUUCAGUCCUCCUCCUCCUCCAAUAAUAAGGCGAAAUGCCUUGAAAUGAAAUGAAAUAAAAAAAGGGUCUUAAAUCUGGAGAGUGUGAUGCCAGUGCUUCCGCCAAACUGCCCUGUAGGUUUGGGCUAUUUAGCUGAUCCUGAAUCUCUGGAGGGACAGUUACUCAGGCACACGACGGAGGGAAAGAGCAAAAAGGCCAAGAUGCUACUGAAAAGAGGUGUGGAUGUGGAUUGCCACAACACCGCUGGACAGACCGGUUUGUAUCUUGCUGCCCUACUGGGACGUGCUGCUGUUGUCCGACUAUUUCUCAGUUUUGGUGCCAAUCCCAACCACCGCUGCUACGAUGGUAGUACCCCAGUCCAUGCAGCAGCUUUCUCUGGCCACCAAAGGCUUCUUGGCAGCAUUCUGCAAGCGGGGGGUGAUUUACGAUGCCAUGACCAAAAAGGCCGGACACCUAAAGAGUGGGCCCAGCAAAAUGGGAGUGAGCAAAAUACUGAGGUCAUAGACUUCAUACAGCAAUGUUGUGGCCAGAUGGCUAUGCUAGUACAGCAUGUGGACCAGUCACUCUACUCAAAAGCUCUAGCAGCAUCUCCACGCAGCCUGCGUUCUUCUUUGUCAUCGCUCUUAUCUUCCUCCUGGAGUCUAGACAGCCCUAAAAUGUUUGGAAGCAUUAAAGAGCCAGCUAUAGGAUAUGGACAACUCUGGCCAAGCAGAUACCAGCCGCCAGGGUUGGCUGCCUUCAUAUUCAUUGUAGACAGCAGUAACCUCAUCAGGGGCCAAGGAGAGCCAGACUGGAGCUACGAGAAUGGACCAUACACACUCAUGAGAAACUUGCUAUGGAAUGGACAAUUUGUCACUGUGCGAAGCUUAAAGCCAGAAGCUCACCCCAACUGUAGUAAAAUGCGGGGUGCCAUGGACGUGCUCCUAGCUGAACAAGAAUACUGCAGUCAGCUCCAUCAUCCCCAUCUGCUGCUUCUCCUAGCUGUGAGUUUAUCCCUGGAUCUCCAAAAUCUCCAACUUGUCUUUGAGAGAGUAGAGAUGUGCUCCCUCUACUAUGCCUUGCACUGUGAGAAUUCCAGCUCCCCAGCACCCUCAGCAACUCUGCGACUGCUGCUGCAGGUUUCUGAAGCUCUGUCAUUUCUACAUUCUUGGGGGCAUAUCCAUCGUGCUGUGACCUCUCAUGCAAUUCAGCUAGUAAGGCCCGGACUUGCCAAGCUCAGCAACCUCGAGUACAUGCAAAAAAGCACAGAGAAAGACAAUUUAACCUGGCCUAUUCAGCCGCCUCUUCCUCUCUACAACUGGCUACCCUUGGAAGUCAUUAGGGAGCGUCCAGCCUCAGUGAACUCUGACCUCUACAGCUUCUGCACAGUGAUCCAGGAGAUCUUCACAGGUGAAAUCCCUUGGGUUGGAUUGGAUGGCUCCACUGUGAAGGAGAAGAUGGAAGCAGGACAAUCUCUCUUUAUUGAUGCUCGUGUUCCUCAGCCUUUUUAUGAAGUGAUCAAAGAUGGCACUGCCUUAAAGGAACGAGACCGGAAGGGAACCUUCCCAAACUUACGCUAUUUGUUACGGACGGUCCGACAGGAUGCCAAAGGGGGGUCUCCUCUGAUUUCAUCAGUUGCAUCGUCAGCAAAGAAGCUCUCUCUGUGGGCAGGACAGACCGAGACAGAUGAAUCAUCCCUCCCAGUCAUUCCAGAAGAACCACCUUACUUUGAGGUGGAGUCUAGUGGCAGAAGUGCAGAACAAAGCACAUCCAACACCCAGCCUGAGAGCCAGACAAUUGGACAAGAGCAGAAAAGUGGAGAACAAGAGACAAGUAGUCCUUGCAAAUCUUCUAUGGAGAAGCACCAGAGAUCCAACUCUGACAGCACAUGUGAACCAGGGAGCAGUGGAGAAGAAGAAUCAUCUGUGUCUGAUAACAGGAGCCUAGUGUCUGCGGGCAUGGGAGAUAACAUUGUCAAGCAGGAGGCAGUGUUUGUGAACAGUCUGGAGGACUCAGCCUGUCUCUUGGCAAAAGCCCAAGCCUCCUUAGAAAACCUGGAGAAACGUUUUACGUCUGGCAUCCACAUGUUAGAGUCAUUCGUCAGCCAGCAAGGGAUGCCAGGUCGAAGCAGCCACAGCGAUGAAACCCUGCUGAGACGAGAAAAUUGCAAGGAACAUAUCUCAAAUCGCUCUCUUCAAACCCUCAUUGAUUUAUCAGCCAAUGCCAGGAAAAAAGUCCAGAGGAAUCCUGUCUCAGCUGAGGUUUGCCGAAGGUGGGAAAAUACCAUGGAAGGGCCUUUUUGUUGCAUGCACACGCUUGACCUUCUUCAGGAGAUCAUCCAGGAGCUUCAGGGAACAGGUGAUUCCCCCUCUGUGAGCCAGAGACAGCGAGGAAGGAGUGAAAAAGAAAAAUCUUUUGAUUUGCAACAAAAGAAUACUGCUCCAGACUCCAGCACGGGACAAGGAAAGGUUGCUAGUAUGAAGGACUCAUAAAUUAUCAUCACUAUUCUUGUCUUUUUGGGGAUUGGACUGGAACCAGCCAUCACUCCCUUUCUGAAAUAAGUUACCUGCUCCCUUGUGUAGGAACUAGGGAGCGUCUCACCAACCCAGCAUCUUCAAUUCACAACCUGUGAUAUUUUCAAUUAAGAAGCUCUCUGCUCUGCCUUAUAAGAUCUACUUGUAAUUUUUGUUAUAAUUUACAGAGACCUGGGGUAAGAUGAAGUGCUGUGGGUCAGUUUUAUUGGUUGAAUCCUUGGACACUGGUGAUCGUUGGUUAGGAUCACAGCCCUUCUAAAUCUUCUUAGAUUCACUUUGUUUCAUGCUUUUGUUUUUGUUUUUUUACUCUCACAAAUCUCUACACCAUAAAACAGGAAGUCACAUCUAUAGUAUCUUAGUUCCUUGUUUUCGAUGCUAGUCUUGUUGGAGCAAUCAACUGCAUCAUAUAAAUAGCAGUCUCACAGAGAGGUUGGGGAGGAUUAGAACUGCAAUGAUUCUAAUGAUCCAUUAGAUCAUCUAUCCUUCCCAAGACAUGGCACCAAUUUCAGUGGAAUCUUAGCAUGGGGGAGGUUGGUUAAAAUUUGUCAUGCAUUAUGGUUCCAGUCCUGCUUUGAAGAAAUAGAUAUAUUUACAGUUUUUAAAAGUAUGUUAAUUGUUUUUAAACAGUAAGGUCAUCUUUGCCCUUAUUCUAGCCCUUCAUUUUAGUUUUACCAAAGAAAGCCAUACAAUAUACACGAAAUAACAAAGUUUUUUUGUUAAAAAUGAAAAUGAACCAAGUUAGUUUUCUUGUUCUCUUCUGUCUGCAUAAAAGUAGUAUACAUUUAUCUGGGGAUGUCCCAGUCAGCUGAAACAGGUAUUGCUUUCAUAAUGUAACAGUGCCAUGUACCCCUUAGACCAUUGCCUGGGUUAUGGAUGUGACUUGAGAAAUCUGCUGUACAGCACUACUACAAUAAAAUUCAGUAU
This is a messenger RNA of Sceloporus undulatus (fence lizard), 3491 nucleotides long. Its product is annotated as inactive serine/threonine-protein kinase TEX14-like. Gene Ontology annotation, biological process: attachment of spindle microtubules to kinetochore; intercellular bridge organization; protein phosphorylation. Gene Ontology annotation, molecular function: ATP binding; protein kinase activity; protein binding. The coding region runs from base 141 to 2525 and encodes 794 amino acids. NCBI's taxonomy places the organism in Eukaryota, Metazoa, Chordata, Lepidosauria, Squamata, Phrynosomatidae. The transcript has 20 exons. The record is from RefSeq and is a predicted model, not a curated record. Gene Ontology annotation, cellular component: midbody; intercellular bridge; kinetochore.